Molecule: messenger RNA, 1647 nt
Organism: Psilocybe cubensis
Lineage: Eukaryota; Fungi; Basidiomycota; Agaricomycetes; Agaricales; Agrocybaceae
Exons: 9
Coding region: 1-1647 (548 amino acids)
Source: RefSeq, a predicted model, not a curated record
AUGUCUAGCAGUGCAGAUGAUUUAUGUCCUGGACUAUCUAGCAAUCCAGAUAUUUCUGGGCCUGGAGUAAGAAUUGCGUUGUAUUUACAGUCACUUCUCUCUGUCCUUCUUGUUCGCUACUCCCCGAAAGAUGCACCAGGAGCAUACUGGUCUAUGACAUCGACCGCAUUCUCUUUGAUUAUAUCAAGCAUAGUGACAGCAGCCGCGAAAGAAAUAUCCUUGCUGGACGCCAUCGUCGUCGUUUAUGUCCUACUUCUGCCUAUCCUGGCCUCUGCAUUUGGCCUCACCGAGAUUAUGUCCCCACAAUCCUCGAAAAAGUCCACGCGCUCCGUGCAUUCCCCCCUCCUCACUGUCGCUAACUGGAUGCGAUCCGCGUUCACCUACUCGUUCGCUCUGUAUGUCUGGAUCUCGGCACCCGAAUUCGGUCAGGGGCCACGGGCAUGCAACGAGGCCACGUUCUUCAUUUUCUUUGGUGCCAGUCUUCCAGCCUUGCGAAGCGGACGUUGGCUGAACAUCGCCGUUUGGAGCUUGAUGACGACAAGAUUCGUGUGGAGAAGCGGAAAGAGCGCCAAAACCCUGUUCGUGUCGCUGAACGCGCUGUUUUCGAAGACAGCAACUCAGAGGUUACUAAAGCCCCGCUACCCACCAAAGAACGAGAUACAUGAACAGACUGUAUGGACGAAAGACUAUGGUACAGGGCAGGAGACCCUUAGAGUUCGACGAUGGCGACCCAGACAAAUAUUCCAUGAGCUGAUACAGAGCCUUACAAGUCAGAUUCUGAAUUGGGCACCUUUUGGGACAGGCGCCCUGUAUAAGCGAUAUGGGCAAAAUAUCAUCAUCAGCAUGCUUGCUGUAUGGGCUAUUGUCAUGACCGAGCUACAACUCUCCCUAAAUAAUCAAGGGGAAAUCAAUAAUGAAUGGGGAUUUGGGCAGAUCCUCCCACUGGUGCUGACGAUCUCCCCUCUGUUCUCACUCUGGGAGUCUUUCAUAUCACGCCAAUCUUCGGGUCCAGCAAGUAAAUCCCGUAAAAUUCGGUUUUCCAUUCGCGCAGCACAGAAUCUCACGCGCCCUAUGUGUGAAUUGGACUUCUGGCCCCCAACGACAGUCGACGAGAUGACAGAGGGUCAAGUUGCGAAAGCUCGAGCACCCUCUGCAUUUGCCGUUAUCACCAUUGACGAACGGGAUGUGUACACCACCUUUGAGGCGCCUGAUAACAACUGCCCUGUCUGGAAUGAAAGUUUUGACAUCGAGGUCACUGAUCUCUCGACAAUAGUUGUCAGAGUGUUCGACCGGAAAUGCAUUGACAUGGGAUGGCCCUCGUUCAUCGGAUAUACCACCAUCCAUCCAUUCACUGUAUUCCCUCAUGCCAGCCACAGCAGCGCAGCAGAUGUAUCCAACGAAAACGAGAACGAGACCAUUAUGUCUUCUUUGCCUUCUGGCAAAGUGGAUGUUGACAGUAUUCCACUUGUACUGGACGACUAUACGAUGCAUAAUAUGACGAUAAGUAUUUCAAUAUCACCCUCUACUGAGGAGCCAGUUAAUCUUCCUGGACCUACCUCUUCUUCGCGCUUGACUACUGGCCCUCGUAAAACAAAAACAGAGCGUCGGGCGCCCAAGCCCAUCGAAUUGCUCUUCCGAUCUCGCUAA